AGAGAUCAGAGAGUCGUGAGUUCAAAGAAAUUAAGGUUGUGUUUUAUCUCUUUCUAUCCGGUUCUAACCAUAAGGGUGUAAAUGAGAUAGUCGAUAGAGUUUUAAUUUUCAGCCAUCAAAUUCACAACCAUCUUUUCUAUCUUGUGCAACUGUUUCUGGUCGGCUGUGAUCUAGGUUGCUUAGUGUGAAUACAGAAUGGACGCCAUUCGUGCAAGAUAAUUUGAGGUAGUUAUCGCUCGCGUAGCGACAGUGUGUGUGAACCGUGGCUGGCGUGUAGUAUGCUUUAUGUGAGGGUGGUGCGCUAUUGUGGCCUCGGUAAAGAGUGGAGUGUACGAAGUGCAUAGGGAUUAAGGAUCGAGGUUAAAUAGCAAGAGUGCUGGUGUGAGCCGGUGAGGUAGAGGCUGUGCGGUGGUGAGCCUAUUCGGUGGUAUGGCGGACACGAGCUAAUCGAGCGAGCGAAGCAUUCGCUCGCACUCCGCCGGCCCCAUGAGAGCGGCGGAGGGUUUAUGGGUGGUUGUGUGAGUUGCCGGCGCCGCGAGCGAAAGGCACCGGAGAAGCGUUGGGUUCCAGUCGCAGGAGGGCCCGCCAAGGGCGCGGCAGCGGAACUGUUACCGCGGCGCGUCCGUCUGCAAGCCAUGGCCAACGCUAUUUCCAACAUCAAGAUGACCAACCCUAUCAAGAAUAUGGUCAGCAAGCGCCGAAAACGAUACAUGAAGGAUGGCUUCAAUUUAGACUUGGCUUAUAUCACAGAUCGGCUGAUCGCGAUGGGGUUCCCGGCGGAGAAGCUGGAGGGCGUGUACCGCAACCACAUUGACGAGGUGUUCCGCUUCCUGGAGCAGAUGCACCAAGACCACUACAUGAUCUACAACCUGUGCACCGAGCGCCGCUACGACGCUAGCCGCUUCCACGAGCGGGUGGAGCGAUUCGCGUUCGAAGACCACGCACCGCCCAAGAUGGAGCUUAUCAAGCCGUUCUGCGAGAGCGUCCACAAGUGGCUCAGCGCUGACGAGAGGAACGUGGCUGCCGUGCACUGCAAGGCGGGGAAGGGCCGCACAGGAACGAUGGUCUGCUGUUACCUGCUGUACAGCGGCCAAAAGUCGACGGCCGACGAGGCGCUCAAGUUCUACGGAGCCAAGAGGGCCCACGACAAUAAAGGCGUGACGAUACCGUCCCAGCGGCGCUACGUGGAGUACUUCGCGUGGCUGGUGCGCUCCAACGUGGAGUACCGCGCGCGCGCCGCUCACAUCCGCGAGGUGCUGCUGACGCCGCCGCCGGCGCACAACGCGGCGCACUGCACCAUCGAGGUCACCGUCACGCAGGCCGACCCGCCCUUCAAGAUAUCGCUCGGCUGCACGGAAUGCAAGCGGGGCGAGGCGGGUGCGGUGCGAGUGCGGCCGCUGUCGUGCACGCCGGUGUGCGGCGACGUGCGCCUCGACGUGUACGCCAAGAUGAUGAUGCGCAAGGAGAAGCUGUUCCAUCUCUGGUUCAACACGUACUUCGUGACCGCCUGCGUGGGCGCCGAGCGGAUACCCUCCCCGCUCGACAGUCCCAACCUGGAGACGUUCAAGUUGACGCUCAACAAGUGGGAGUUGGACGACGCGCACAAGGACAAACAGCACAAGCUGUAUAGCGCCGACUUUAAAGUCGAGAUAAUAAUACAGAAGCAGCCCGAGACGUCCAAGUUCAGCAGCCACUGCGGCCGGGCUCCUCCCUCCCCGCCCUCCUCCACCGCCUCCUCCUGCAGCGAGCCCGACGGAGACGCGCACUGGGACUCCGGUGAAUCCACGUACUUGUGAGGGUGGCACGCGGGCUCAGUGAAUCUUAACACCUCCCCCCACCCCCUACUAAAAACGAAAACGAACUGUAACACGCCGCAGUAAAGACCAUUAUCCUAGUGAUAUCGAUACUAUUAGUGUUCUAUGUGUGUCUAAUGUGUAGAUAUGUGAAAUUAUGUUGGGUUGUGUCACAUCCCCUUGAUUCAGCGGUCCAUUUAACUCAGUGUUAUGUGGCUAACCUUGUUCGCUUCAAAAUGGACCUAAACGUCCAGACUUUAGGGUCGAUUUAUGUUUCUCAGAGUUUUAUAAUAAGUGCAUGCUUGGUGUUACAGACUGAAACUGUUAGUCUUCAUUGUGAUUUUUUUAUUAGAGACGUACGAAUAGAUGCAUUUGAAUCAUUUUGACAAAAUUUUGGAACGAUGUAAUAUUAUGUAAUUGUUGCGGUAUUGCGUUUAUGAAGUUCUGAUGAUUUAGGAAAGGAUUUAUUAUUUCUUUACGGAUUUGUGUUUGGCGAAUGUGUGAAAACAUUAAUUAUAUUGUUAUUUGUUACGUUUCGAGUAAUAUUAAUUUUGUCGGAUAGAGUAAAUUAAAUUUAAUAACAUAUUGCCAUUUAAAUGGAUCGAAAUUAACUAUCAACUUGACUGUUGGUCAUUUCGCUACCGGAAUGCACUUUAAUAGCACGAUUAUUUAAGUACAAAAUUAUUUUACUAUAAAUAAUAAUUAUUACUAAUUAGUGAAAGGUAAGUUGUUAGUUUGAUUUAACUGAUAUAACAAAAGAUAAAUUAGUUGUUUCCUCGGUAAUUUUUAGACGAGCGUUUUUUAUAUUUUAUUGAUAAUUUUUUAUAAAAAUAUUAUGCCGUGAAGUGAGGCAGAACCACCCACCAAACGACUUGUACUGUUUAAUAACCUAGUAGUUACUGUAAUUGUAAUUUUGUAUGUCUUUGCUUUGUUUUUCUUUAUUAACUAAACGUACACAUAUAAGUAAUAAGUUGAGAUGGGUUAUGGGAAAUGGAAAUUAUCAUAGGUGGGACAUAUUAUUUGGAAUUUCUCAUUUUUUCUUAAACAUUGCUAAAAACAGCAUUUUUUAAACUCAAAUUCAUGUCUAUAACAAAGUAGUGGAAGUGGUUUUAUAUUGCACACUUUUACUUUAAAUCUUCUACUGAAGAAAUCCCCGGAAUGUAUAAGCCCUGGUUGAAUAGGUUCUUGUCAUCGUCUUACAUUGAUAAUAUAUUAUUAUGUGGGUUACUAGUGCACCCAUCAAACAUCUGUACUCUUCAGUCAAUUACUUAUUUAUUACUAAACACCGAAAAAUAUCGCAAAAGUAAUUUAAAAUGAUGACAAUAUAAUCAAUUAAAUACGAGACCGCCCACUGUAUUAUUUUGUGCGCGACAAGUAUUUAAGUAUCUAUACAGAAUAAAACAUCAUAAAAUCUAUGGUAUAUUCGAAGGAAAAUAAAUUAUUUAUAUUUGUCUAAUCAGUACAAACGAAAUGUCCCGCCGUUGAAUAUUUUUAACUGUACAUAAUGUUCAAAAGGUUGAACUGUCCAAUAAUAAUGGUAGAAUGUGAACAACAGAGGUGGCAACACUCGGCGGAUGUCACUGUCACUCCUCGGUGACGUGUUGUAGGGUAAGUUAGAAGCUAAGGUAGGGUAAGAACGUCAUGGUAUCACUUGAGCUAAUGCAGUGUUGUUUUAACGGGAAUAUGAGGUCAAAUGUCUUUUGAAAUUAUUUAUAUCGGCAUCUCAAAUAGUUGCACUGCAACCCCAACAUUAUUGGCGCACGUUUUUAGUCGCAAUUUAUGAUAUUGCAGUCUUGUGUAAACUUUAACGUGCCAUAGACUAGUUUAUUUGCUUUUGAGCAUCACAGUGACAGAGCGGAUGAAAAUGUGUUUUCUUAUUAAUUAUUAAAUGCAUAUUCGAUUAAUUGAGUAAAAUGUUGCUACACUAAAAAUGGCGCAGAAGGUAAAAAACAUUCUUACAAGUCAAAGAAUAGAUGAAAAUUAAUAUGUUUUUUGGUCAAUUAUACUUAUAUUUUUCCGUUAUGAUAAUAAUCACAGAAUGUAGUCUCUUUCUUGAAACCUUUUUGAUUGCUCACAACUCGCUCUUAGAUCAGUAUGCUCGGUCACCAUGAAUUUUCAUUGAAAAGUUCCGAAUAAUUGUACAUUAAAGAUGUAAUAACCAUAGAAACCACUAUUAUCUACAUUUCAGUGUCCUUUUUUAUGUAGCGCACGAGGGCACCUGUAUAUAAAAAAUGUGUGUGUGUACUUAUGUAUGCAUGCAAGAAGUUAUACUUCUUUGGCCUAAGAAAGCAAAAAUCAUUAAAAUUCCUCGUGCAAUUCUACGUUUCUAGAAAGAAAAAUUUUGUAAAAAUAUUGCAAAGAUGGCUUUGACAGUUAAUUAUUAAAUAAUGAAGGUUGUAGGCUUGAACCCUUUGCCUAUCCUAAUAAUGGACGAAGAAACCAAAAACAACGAAUGACGCAAACGUCAGAAAAUUUUAGGAACCAACUUCGCCCUGUUACUUUUGUAUUACAGUGAUGCGCGCGCAUCUUACAAUUUCACUCUCAUAAUUUUUUCAUAACGCGCCUAAAUAAGUAUAACUUCAAAAUAUGUCAAACAUUUAAUUGUUUUGGAUGGUAAAUAAAAUAUGGUGUGCUUUCAGGAAGACUCUGAUCUAGACUGAUAGCCCCUCUGCAGUUUCAAUUAUAUUGGUCUUCUUGCACUAUACUGUGCUUAAUAGAAGAUAUUCAUAGUCAAAAUUGACUGAUUUAUCUGUUUGGCAUAUUGUAUAUAGUAAUAUGCAUCACAAGAAAACAUCAUGUAUUUUCAUCUGUAUCUGUCAUUGCGAAUCGAAUAAAGAGAUAAACUAUUAACGUUAAUCGAGAUAAAUGCCGAUUGGAUAAUUUCGUGGCAGAUCAAAUUUCGUAGAAACUGGCCGCAUCAGACCCUCCACUCCAGAGUUCAUACCAAAAUUCGUUAUCGGUUUCUCGCUCUACCCCUUAUUCCCUUUCAUCAAAGGUUUAGCUUUAAAUAUUGUUGUUUGCCUUGUAUAAAAAUGUGAUCUUAUGACGAUAUAAUAGAAGGAUGAUGUUACAGGAGUUGCGAUCGAACGCGCUCGAGUUUAAGCGCUUACAUUAUUUUGAUUGCACGUAACACAGUUUUGUUAUUUGUAAAUAAGGUAAGCCUCGUCCUACGGCGAUAUCUAUAUUGAAUUUCUGUUGAUAUUUCUAAAGUACGAACGCAAAACGUGUGCGUGCUACAUUCACAUUACAAAGCGUCAACUAAUUAGUUAUCUUAGGUUAAGGAUUGGUCUCCGCUACGCUCCAACUAGAUACCGCACUACCUCAGAACAAUAGCUUUUUUUAUUACGGCAACUUUAUAUUGUAGUGUGUAUUGGCUAUUUGUAAAGAUGCUUGUGUUCGUGGCAUCUUGUCACCCAAUGGAAUCUUUGAUAUUUUUUUACUUAUAGACGCUUCGUGUUAUUUUACAUUGAUAUUAAUGAAAUACAAAAUACUGAUGAUAUGUGAUCCCAGUGUCUUUCUUAUAUCUUGAGGUAUUGCUUUUACAAAGUUUUACUUGUGUGUUACCAUGUGGCACAUAUAAGUAUUAGUUGCCGCACUUUGCUACUACGCCUGCGCUAUCUAGUUGGAGCGCAGCGGAGAGUAAUUAUUAAUCUAAGUAGUUAAUUAUAUUUCCAAUAAAAUAUAAAUAAAAGUUCGCGAUCGAGAUGGCGCAGGGUUGCCAAGGCUGUUUAUAUUACUUCACAUAUAUUUAUAUGGGCCGAGCUGCGAGCGUGUUGCGAUCGCGACGCAGAAUGAACGAAUAUGCCUUGUGUAAUGAUAACAAAUUGAAUGAUGUAAUAGAGUUAGUGCAGUCAACGGCGGUACAACAGCGACGUGUCAAUUGCAGGUGCUUGGCGCAGCUGUCAAUGUCAAAAUGACAAGCGCUGUCAGCCUGCGAGCUCUUUAAUUAAGUUUACUUUUCCGUUGCAGAAUAAUUAACAUAUAAAGUUUACGAGACCAUACCCAGAGUUAUCCGACACUAUUGUGUAUUGAAAUUAUUACAGAGUAGAAGUAAAUACCUUUCUACUAAAAAAAAUUUAAUAAUUAAGUAGUCUGUUUGCUUUAUUUGCCUGUUUGGUCGUUAGGCGAGAUUAUCGAAAAUUGUGUUGUUUUGACGACUACCAGAAGAUAAAAUACAGUAUAAAGCACCGACCACUUCUAUUUACCACUGGACUGGUGGCUGUCAAAGUGCUUUUGUGCCUGUUUGAUAUUCGCCAUUAUGGCGCUGUUGGCCAUGUAGCGAGAGUACUAAAACUAGUGAUCACAACCUCCGUUUAACAAACAUCGAUAGGAAAACUGUUUCCAAAAAAAAAAUGUGUACGUUAUUACGUUGAUUCCUGAAGUUGAUUCACGAAAACCUAACGAAAUUAAUUCAAAAUGCAAUAAUACUUCAGAGUACUAUAUGCUUCUCUUGCAGCCAUUUGUAUUAUUCGUCAAAAUUAGAUCUCUGGACGCUCGCGAGCGGCGCUUCAAAUAGGCACAAAAAUUUGCUGUCAAACAUAUGGAACAGCCUGUCCAGUGGUAUAAAGUUAUAAACGUUUACUGGUCACUGAUAGGCCCUGCGCCGGUAACGCCCGGGUCAUGAUUUUUUUUUAUUGAUUCGUCAGAAAUUCUUAGUUCCACAAUAAUUAUUAAAAGAAUAAAAAUGUAAAUUUUUCUUAUCUUAGUAAGUAAAAGAUCUCAUAUGUCAUAUUUUUUGUUUUGUCUUUUUUAUAUUUUGAUGAACUACAGAAUAGUCGAGUUGAUUUAAAGACAACCUAUGUAAAAUAAAAUAUAUUGAUGUAUAUA
Messenger RNA from Leptidea sinapis, 6620 nucleotides. It is a transcript of the gene Pten, whose product is annotated as phosphatidylinositol 3,4,5-trisphosphate 3-phosphatase and dual-specificity protein phosphatase PTEN. Gene Ontology annotation, cellular component: nucleus; cytosol; plasma membrane. Gene Ontology annotation, molecular function: protein tyrosine phosphatase activity; phosphatidylinositol-3,4,5-trisphosphate 3-phosphatase activity. The transcript is spliced from 9 exons. Bases 507 to 1796 code for a protein of 429 amino acids. The record is from RefSeq and is a predicted model, not a curated record. Gene Ontology annotation, biological process: regulation of phosphatidylinositol 3-kinase/protein kinase B signal transduction; cell motility; phosphatidylinositol 3-kinase/protein kinase B signal transduction. NCBI's taxonomy places the organism in Eukaryota, Metazoa, Arthropoda, Insecta, Lepidoptera, Pieridae.